Messenger RNA from Solanum pennellii, 1392 nucleotides. RefSeq names its product neurofilament medium polypeptide-like. The transcript has a single exon. The record is from RefSeq and is a predicted model, not a curated record. Bases 1 to 1392 code for a protein of 463 amino acids. Lineage: Eukaryota; Viridiplantae; Streptophyta; Magnoliopsida; Solanales; Solanaceae.
AUGGCUAAUCCACUUGUUGCUUACUCUGAUGACGAAAGCUCGUCUGAUAGUGCAUAUUCUCAGGGGGAAAAGAACCCAGUUGUUGAUGUUGUGCCCAACCUUGGCGAAGAAAGCCAACUCCCAACCAAACCACCUACAUCCUCAUCCAAAUCAGAUCUGCCUCCAUCACCACCACCAAAAGCUACAUCUCCACCACCACAAGUAACCUCUUCACCAUCACCAGUCAAAGAAGCAUCUUUACCUGUCGUUACAGACUCCCCACCACCACCCAUCAUCGAAUCUCCCCCAUCACCUAUCCAAGAAACCCCAUUAUCACCGGUCCAAGAAACCCCACUUUCACCAACCCCAAAAUCUCCCACAACCACUGUCCCACAUAAUCCCCCUCCUACCCCAUCUCACCAAACCACUCCUCAAAAUCCACCACCAUCUCCAACCCAUGAUGAUAUUCUUUUGAGAUCCCUUCACCCUAAAAAACCAAGGCGGCCAAGAAAGCACAUUGCAGUUAAACAGGUUCGUCCACACCGGCCAGUGACAAGGAGUGCGCAUGUGGUCAAACCAACUUAUGAUGCAACAUCUGGGGUGAAGCGUCGGCGAUUGGGUAAGUCUCUUGUUCGUUCAUCAGUCUCUCCAAUGAAUCUUGAUUCUGAAACUGAUGAUGUAUCUGAGGGUAAACAUUCUACUACUCCCCAAUCAAAAUCAAAAUCUGCAAAAAGAAAUGCAGAUAAAUUUCUCAAAGUGGGAAGGAAAAAGUACUUCCAAACAAAAUCAGUGCUUAGGGGUAGAACCUUUCACCCUGAUAUACUUUCAAUGGAUAUAGUGAAGCAGGUUUGUGAACUACUACGGUUUCAGGGAUGGGAGGAGUUAUUCCUUGAACCUAGUUUGAUUUAUGAAAAGGAAGUGGUAGAUUUCUAUACGAACUUGAUAAUCCUAGAAGGAGAUGUGGUGUCGUCUAGUGUAAAGGGGGUUGACAUUGUGUUUGAUGCAACCAAACUCGGGGAAAUCUUGCAUAUACCAUCUGUUGGGAUUAAUGAGUACAAUUGGGGUUUUGAUGAAUAUUCUAGUCUGCCAGCCAAAUUCUCUCAAGGUAGAGUCAAUUCUAGGGCUCAAACUGUUUUAAAGGGAAUAAUGAGAUCUUUGCAUAAGCUUCUUUUCGAGAUAGUUCAUAAGGUAAUACUGCCUAGAGGUCACCAACGUCACAUUGCCUCCAUAAGAGACAUAGGACUUAUCAAUGCAAUUGAGUGCAAAGAGCGAAUUGAUUGGCCCACACUGAUUAUCCAACAUCUUGCUAGAAUUGUGGAUCCUAAGCUAGGCUCUCAUCAGUUAGCUUUUGGAAACUUGUUGACUAGAGUGUUUGAUGCAUUUGAAGUACCAUUGGGAGAACGCAGGAUUUGA